AUGGAUGGCCAAAGGCAGCAACAAUAUGUCCCGGGUCCGCCCCCUUCAGCUACCCAGCCCCAAGGACACAUGAUGACACUACCGCCUCCUCCACCUCGAUACCCUCCAGCGCAACCCCAGGGUGUCGUACCUCCUCCGCCACCCGGGCCACCUCCUGGAACAGGAUAUGGCGCUUCCAAGCUCACGAAUCCCCAAAUGCCACCUCAAAGCGCCCUUGGGUGGUCUAAUUGGAAUGGGCGAGGGAUUCCCCAGUACCUUCCGCCGCCUCCCCCACCUCCGAUGACGCACACUAGCCAGUCGUCCUUCACUCGUCCGUCAGCUCUCCAAAAUAUCAGCGGCACAUCUGCAACCUACGUUCCACAGCCUGGCACAUUCGGCCCGGGAGUUGGAAUACCUGGUUUCGAUUUGCACUCACUUCCGUCAUAUGAUACGUCGGGGACUUUGAUGGCUAAUGAUAGACCACGACCACCGGUGACCCCGUCAUAUGGACAUCCCAGUGUUGAUUCUUCUGUCUUCAAGAGAGACGUAGGCAUUCCGCCUACCCCAUCAACUCGAAAUAUCUCUUCCUCCCACGACAACGCCCAUGAUAUGGUCUCUUCUGGGAUGGCUACAGCAACUGUUUUGAACACUGUGCCCCAAAAUGUGCCCCAAGCGAAUGACUUGACGAAGUCUUCUAGCCAUCGCCAUAAAGACAGUAGUACUGCUGUUGGAGGUAUGUCAGCUAGUGAAGCUGCUGUGCAGUGGCCUUUGGAUAGGGUACUACUGUGGCUCGCCAAGAACGGGUUUUCCAAUGAAUGGCAGGAAGCUUUUAAAGCACUAGAACUUGAAGGAGCUGAUUUUUUGGAAUUGGGUUACGGACAGAACGGAAGGCCUAACCUGGGUAAAUUACACAAUGUUAUCUACCCUCAGCUUGCCAAGGAGUGCGAGGUUAGCGGAACGAUAUGGGAUUUGGCUCGUGAACGAGAGGAAGGGAAGCGCAUGCGCAAAUUGAUCCGUCUAAUCCAUGGUGACACAGGUGCUGAUAGCGGCGUCCCUUUUCAAAGGCAUCGCGAAUCGGAGGAUGUCCAGGCCAACGUUCCUGAGGAACCCCCCGAGCUUUCCCCUAAUAUCACACAUGUGCCGGCUUCUCCAGGACCUACUGCGGCGGAUCUUUCUAAUAGCCCUAAUCUCAAAGCACCCAAGCUUGCUUACAACCAUAGGAAUAGCGUGCAGAUGCGCUCCUUCACAACGCCCGUACCCAGCAGUCAUGAUAAUGGGCCCCCGGAUCUUGCGAUGAAUGAUGGGAAUACAUUUUUGUCUCGGUCGGAUUUCUCACGGAAUGUGUUGGGUAACAUUGGGAGCGAUUAUCAACGGAAAAGCCCUUCACUUUCUAGUGAGAAUGGAAUCUUUGCAAUUCCUCCUGUCCGACAAUACGAAGAUAGUCCCCAAAGCGGAAGCCCGGCCACACAGCAUGCUACCUUGUAUCCGGGCCCAUCUUCAUCCACAAGCGAUUUGAAUAAAUCUGGACAUUCUCGCGUCAACAGUGCAGAGUCAAGCCGUCGGUACUAUGAAACAUAUAAGCAAGAAAGCUCUCGCGCCUCACCACAAGAAAUAUCUAGUCGCCAGUUUGGUGGAGAAAAUGCUUCAUCUUAUCCAAGGGAUCACCGCAUGGGAUUCCUCAAUUUCUUCAAGAAGAAGACAGCAAAGGCCGGCGAUCCCAGCUUCCCAUCUCCUGAGGAUCAAUUCCCCGAGUCCCCAACAAUCUAUGAUAAACACCAUUUUAAUAACAGCGAUAUUUCCGUGAAUGAACGGCCGUCUUCUGCCUCUACGUCAGAUCAUGAAAAACUCACGUUACGGACUAAACCCGCCUACAAAAACAAAAAGUUCAUAUUUGCAACUACUGAUGGCUGGACCUAUCGCCUGAUUGACACAACCGACAUUGACUCGGUGGAGACACUCCGUGCUGUUAUUUGCCAAAACCUUGCCAUCCAUGACUGGCCUGAUGCCCAGAUUUUCUUGACGGAACCUGGACUCAUGGAUCACGAAGACCCUUUGAACGACACCUACCUGACCCUUUGCCAGAGAACGAAAUCAGACUCAGUUGGCUCUCUUAAACUGUUUGUUAAGGGCCCACAGGUGCGACCUGGAGUAAAUAACUCUCCUAAGUAUGCAGGCCUUGGGGUCACGUUCUCGGAUAAGCCUACCCUCUCUCCUACAUCUGUCACGGUUCCCCGGAAACCGUUGGAUGGGGAAGCUCUUAGUAGGAUUACCUCACAUAAUCAGGCAAAGUCUACUUCUCCACAACAAUUCAGGGCCCCUGCUGUGAAAUCCCCCAGUAACCCUCAAAUGCCCGCUGGAACAUCUCCAGUAGAUGGUGAAGCGGAGACAGCCCAUCAAGAGGAUCUCAAACGUGAAGCUGACCGUAAGCAACAAAAGUCCUACCGUAUACCCUCAACAGUACCACCCAGACAGGAUGCCUAUAGCGAGACCGGUUACCGUCGUAAGGAGGUUAUCAAUUUCGACAAACCUCGUGUAUCUCCUUACGAAGACAAGAAGCCUGAGAUGCUUGUUCCUUUCCGCAAGCCACCUUCAGCGCCUCAGGAGUCUCAAAUGCUUACCAAAGUCAAUUCGCUUAGAAAGAAAGACUCUGAUCGCCCUCGUCUUCACCACACCCCAAACCAGCCACCUGGCAUUAAACAAAUGUUGGCUGAUAUGGGAAGGAUGACCGGCUCUAUUGGGAAGCCUCCGUCAACACCUAACUCUGCGAUUACUACGACUCCAGAUGAGCCCCGAAGUGCAUUUGACUUGACACUGGAACAAAGUAAUCACGGCACACCAUCCCUUGACGAUUCCAGCUACUCACCUGGAAAUGCUACCGUCUCCUCCACGAUGUCUAAAUCGACAAACCAGUCUAGGAAAUCUUACGGACCGGAGUUUGACUUUGAAGAGACGGAGGUCUCUUUCCAACGCUCACCUGUACCGCAGGAGGAUUCUGAUAAUGAUUCAGAUGAUGGGUUGUUUGCAAUCCCAUUAGUAAACACCAAAACACCGACGAAGGGCAACGCAAGCGUCCCAGGUUCCCCCGAAGCCCAGAAUCGCCCAAGAAAACCAUCGCUUACGGUGAAUACUGGAACAAAGCUGCGAACAGGGCUAUCUGUCAGCUUUAGAUCUCCCAGCGCCAGUCGAGAGACAUUUGCUAGCUCGGUUGGUGAUGCUAGUGGUCGGGGGGCACCUUUCUUCGAUAUGUCUGCUUCACCAGAAGAAGAAAAGCCUCCAAUGCGAAGAGACUCCUUUGCUCGAGGUGAUAUUUGGGCGAGUCGUCCCCCAGUUGAGGGAGUUAUUGACAACCUGGACGACUUCUUCCCUUACAUUGAUCUCGAUGCUCCUUACCUAGAUGGGCAGGGCACAUCGCCACCGACCUCCCCUGCAAGCAGGACCGCGAUCAACACUGAUUUGAGCCACAAAGAAAAACAAGAUGGACCGCCUUAUAGCAUGCCACCCCAUCCAGGCCCGGUUGACGGUAUUGUUGGAUCAACAGAGCCAACAAUGAAACCACAAGAAAAGGGAGUUGUUGCCCGCAGGAACAUCAACCGUUCUGGCGGCGGCCUCACUCGCAUGAAAUCGAUUCGAGAAGUUGCCAAGGGUGCCAACCAAGCCAGUAGGAACCGUAGCGUUGUCGCAUCGUCUGGAAAUCAAAAAAUGGGACCGCACCGUCGCAAGAGCACCAAAAUGUUUGGAGCAAAGAUUAUGCAAAUCAGCCCGAAGCCUGGCAGCCGUCUCAGCCAACUUGAUCCGAUUCCUCAAAAUAGCACACCUUCAGGUUCAAUACCCCAGAGACAGCCUACCUUCCGCAUCGUGCGCGGUCGACUUAUCGGUAAGGGAACUUACGGUAGAGUGUAUCUCGGAAUGAAUGCCGAUACUGGUGAAGUUUUGGCAGUCAAACAGGUGGAGAUCAACCCAAGAAUUGCCGGGCAAGACAAAGAUCGAAUCAAGGAGAUGGUUGCUGCGAUGGACCAAGAAAUUGAUACAAUGCAGCACCUUGAACAUCCCAAUAUUGUGCAAUACCUUGGAUGUGAACGAGGAGAAUUUUCAAUCUCAAUAUAUCUGGAGUAUAUUUCCGGUGGUUCAGUUGGAAGCUGUCUUCGAAAACAUGGAAAGUUCGAGGAGAGUGUGGUCAAGUCCCUUACGCGACAAACUCUAGAAGGCUUAUCAUACCUCCACCACCAAGGAAUCCUUCAUCGUGAUCUGAAAGCGGACAAUAUCCUUUUGGAUGUGGAUGGAACUUGCAAGAUCUCCGACUUUGGCAUUUCGAAAAAGACAGAUAACAUCUAUGGAAAUGAUUCCUCAAACUCCAUGCAAGGGUCAGUAUUCUGGAUGGCACCAGAGGUUAUCCAGUCUCAAGGACAGGGUUACAGUGCCAAGGUGGAUAUUUGGUCUCUUGGAUGCGUGGUGCUCGAAAUGUUCGCUGGCCGUCGACCCUGGAGCAAAGAAGAGGCUAUCGGUGCUAUAUACAAACUCGGAAGUCUGAGCCAGGCACCUCCAAUCCCAGAAGACGUUUCUAUGAAUAUCAGCCCGGCCGCGCUCGCCUUUAUGUGGGACUGCUUCACUGUGUAA
Messenger RNA from Aspergillus ochraceoroseus IBT 24754, 4593 nucleotides. It is a transcript of the gene bck1, whose product is annotated as putative MAP kinase kinase kinase (Bck1). The transcript has 2 exons. Bases 1 to 4593 code for a protein of 1530 amino acids. NCBI's taxonomy places the organism in Eukaryota, Fungi, Ascomycota, Eurotiomycetes, Eurotiales, Aspergillaceae. Gene Ontology annotation, molecular function: protein kinase activity; ATP binding. The record is from RefSeq and is a predicted model, not a curated record. Gene Ontology annotation, biological process: protein phosphorylation.